Molecule: messenger RNA, 1449 nt
Organism: Sporothrix brasiliensis 5110
Lineage: Eukaryota; Fungi; Ascomycota; Sordariomycetes; Ophiostomatales; Ophiostomataceae
Product: Xaa-Pro dipeptidase
Exons: 2
Coding region: 1-1449 (482 amino acids)
Molecular function (GO): metalloaminopeptidase activity; manganese ion binding
Source: RefSeq, a predicted model, not a curated record
AUGCAACUCCCCCCGCCCACCGCCAUGACGAACACGCCCGCCUACGAGUCUGUCCUCAAGGGCAAGUACCCGGCCAAGGCGCACGCCAAGCGCGUCGCCGAGUACAUCCGGAGCAAGCGGCCGGACAACGGCGACGGGGCCGCCCAGAACGGCGUGCUGUACCUCGAGAGCCGCGCGACCAAGCUGCUCGAAGACAACGACGAGCCCGAGCCGUUCCGGCAGCGGCGGCCCUUUUACUACCUGACGGGCUGCCCGCUGGCGGACUCGUACUACGUGUACGACCUGGCGACGGAAACGUCGACGCUCUUCAUCCCGCCCAUCGACCCGGAGGCGGUGGUCUGGUCGGGCCUGCCGGUGAGCGCGGAGGAGGCGCUGGCCCAGUGGGACGUGGACGAGGUCAAGUACGUGGCGGACGUGAACGCGACGCUGGCGGCCAAGGCGAAGGGUCGUGCGGCGGGCAGCAAGAGCGUGGUGUUUGCCCUGGACGGCCAGGUGUCGGACCAGACGACGUUCCUCGGGUUCGACGCGACGGACUUUGCGCUCCUGCGGGAGGCCAUUGACGAGUGCCGCGUCGUCAAGUCGCCGUACGAGCUGGCCCUGAUGGCCAAGGCCAACGACGUCUCGAGCGCGGGCCACCGCGCCGUGCUCGCGCAGGUGGGCAAGGCCCGCAACGAGCAGGAGCUCGAGGGCGUCUUCCUCGGCCACUGCGUCGGCCACGGCUGCCGCAACCAGGCCUACCACAGCAUCGUCGCCAGCGGCCGCGCCGCCGCCACGCUGCACUACAUCCACAACGACCAGCCCCUGGCCAACAAGCUCAACCUGCUGCUGGACGCCGGCGCCGAGUACCAGUGCUACGCCGCCGACAUCACGCGCACGUUCCCCAUUGCCGGCCGCUUCUCGACCGAGUCGCGCGCCGUCUACGACAUUGUGCUGCGCAUGCAGCUCGAGUGCAUCGCCCUCCUCAAGGAGGGCGUGCGCUGGGACGACGUCCACGUGCACGCGCACAAGGUGGCCAUUGACGGCCUGCUGGCCCUCGGCAUUCUCAAGGGCGACAAGGACGCCAUCCUGCGCGACCGCACCAGCGUCGCCUUUUUUCCCCACGGCCUCGGCCACUACCUCGGCAUGGACACCCACGACACCGGCGGCCACGCCAACUACGCCGACGAGGACGCCCUCUUCCGCUACCUGCGCGUGCGCGGCACCCUGCCCGCCGGCAGCGUCAUUACCGUCGAGCCCGGUAUUUACUUUUUUGAAUUCAUGAUCCGCCCCUUCCUCAAGGAUCCCGUCCACGCCAAGUACAUUGACGAGGCCGUUCUCGACAAGUACUGGGACGUCGGCGGCGUCCGCAUCGAGGACAACCUCGUCAUCACCAAGACCGGCAGUGACAACCUGACCACCGCGCCCAAGGACCCCGACGAGCUGCUGGCCAUCAUCAACGGGGCGAACUAG